AUGAGCAUCGCCAAUACCGUCUGCCUGUGCGGCGGCGACUUCAGCACUCAGGUGAUGAUGGUCCAGCAUGCAAAUGAUCAAGGCCACCUGCUCCGUUGCUCAUGCCAUCGUCUCUUUGCAACCCUGCAGGACCUGCAGAACCACGAGCAAGAUGCGCAUCCGCAAGACAUCGGAUCUUUCGAAGUACUUGAACUGAUGCAGACACCAAAAACAUCCUCAUCAUCACCUUCGGCCCACACCUGUACGAUCUGCCAUAGCACGCUCGCUAACGAGCAUGGUUUGGCAAUGCAUAGAGCGGCGAAGCAUCCCUCCUGCCCGGUCUGUCGGCAGAGCUUCCCUACUGCUCUUCAUCUCGAGGGCCACCAACAGGCGACCUUGCACUGCUACUGCGCGGAGCAUUCUCUUUCUUUCGCCUCGAAUGUUCAGCUGCAGCAGCAUAUCAAGGCCUCGCCACACGUCACGGGAUUCGAGUGCACCUCAUGCAACCGAGCAUUGAAAUCCGAAGUGGCACUCCUCGACCACCUGAACAGUGAAGGACAUGCGAAUGUCGAGCGUGCUAUUCAAGCUCAAGCUAUGGCUGCUGCGAGGGCGGCGUCGAACCCUCAGCGCAGUCAUGCCACACCGGAAGAAGAACUGGAGAAGAAAUGUCACGAGUGCGAUCGCAGCUUUAGGACUAUCAAUGGGCUGUACCAGCACAAGAAGUCCGUCAAGCACAACCCGCUCAGCGAUCUGCGUUGUCCCAUGUCCGAAGAAUGCACUCGAACGUUUACGUCCCCAUCCGCGCUGCUCUUUCACCUCGAAGGCGGCAAAUGCAAGAGCGGUAUGAAUCGCGCGCAGGUGGACAUGCUCGUCCAUCAGCAUGACACUGAGCGGCAGAUCACGAAUCUCGCGAACGUUGAGACUGUCAGUGGCGCCGCAGCGAGACUCGCGGGAUCUUUGGAGUCCUCCGGAGAUCUCGCCUCCCUGUUGACUGCGCUGUCCAUUCAAGAUGGCUCGACAGCAUCUGACCGAGUAACUGACAUUUCGGACCUGGAGAGCGGCACCUCAGACAAUGACCAAGGACUGUUCGUCUUUACUCCAACUGCCUCUACCUACUCUCGUUCACGCACCAACUCCCUUGCCAGCUCCACUGUCGUCUCGAGCCGACACACAGCCAGUGAAUGGGCCUCCAUCACCGCCCACACCAAUGCUGCUCGCGCCAACCUCACCCCUCGUGGCUCCAGCCCCUCUCCCACCAUCAUGACCCCUGCGACUGAGCGGCAAGACUGGUCAUGUCCUGAACCCGGGUGUGAGAAAUUCUUCAGGCAGCAACACUCUCUCUCGGAGCACCUCAACUCCCCGGCCCAUGCCGUGAAGCUGUACCAUUGCCCCACUGGUCUGGCUCUUCCAGCUGACAGACGUCGCACAAAGUCUUUCAAGACGAUGAGCGGAAUCUUGCAACAUCUCGAAGCCGGCGCUUGUGCGGGAGGGCGGGAGGCUCUCGAUCAGAUCUUCGCGCUGCUGGAGGACAAGGUUACGCAGGUGACGGGAACGACUGUGAGGCUCCUACAAGAAGGGUCCUCUUGRGUCAUGCACUGCGGACGUUGA
Ramularia collo-cygni is the source of this 1587-nucleotide messenger RNA. RefSeq lists its product as uncharacterized. Gene Ontology annotation, cellular component: chromosome. Gene Ontology annotation, biological process: regulation of transcription by RNA polymerase II. Lineage: Eukaryota; Fungi; Ascomycota; Dothideomycetes; Mycosphaerellales; Mycosphaerellaceae. The record is from RefSeq and is a predicted model, not a curated record. The coding region runs from base 1 to 1587 and encodes 528 amino acids. Gene Ontology annotation, molecular function: chromatin insulator sequence binding. The transcript has a single exon.